AUGGGUCUUUCCACCUCGGUCUGCAAUGCCGAUGAUCGUGGCGUGGAUCACGUGGAUGCCGAGACCUUUCCAUUGAAACUCCUCUUGAACGAGGUUGCUGUGAAGACUCCGUCGCAGGUGCAGACUGCAUGGGAUGAGGAGGAGAAAGAACAGUUGCGACGAAAAAACCAUCAGCUGAGACAUGAGAAGAAUUACUGGCGGGACUAUGCCCGUGAACUCGAGAAGGAGAGGAACGAGCUGAGCGAAUCGAGUUUUUUUAGUUCACUGUACAUCAGCUCGCCUUUGACCAAAUGUUCUGAGAAGGUCUACCGACCUGACAUCUACAGCCAUGAUAAGAAGUGGUACAAGACAAACUGCCCAUGCUGUCGACGACCGCUCGAGAUCUCAGUGACAUCCCUGAAGGAGCCUUGGACUUCCAAAGCCUGGACAAAACGCUACUGCUUCGCCACCGCCCUCUGGGGCGCCAAUGCCGGCUACGCCCUGGGGGCCUUGGUGCUGGGGCAGCGCCUCAAGGAACUGUCGCCCAACAUUGAGCGGGUGAUGCUUCAUACGGAUGAUGUGCCAAGCAACUACUUGGAGGCUUUUGAGAAGGACGGGCUGUGGCAACUGCGUCGGGUGGACUACAUCGAUGGAGUGGCAGAUCUCUACGUCAGCAAAGGGAACAUCUUCGAUGGCGUCUUCACGAAGCUCCAGGCUUGGACCUUGGAGGACUUCGCGAAAGUACUCUUGUUGGACCUGGACAUCAUUCCGUUGAAACCCUUGGACGAUCUUUUCAACCUCAGAUGUCCCGCAGCCAUGGUCCGGGGCCAGGGCGAAAACGCUCAUGGAGAAGAGGUGGACGGUAGUCGCUUCUUUGGCGGUGAGGACAACAAGGACUAUCCCUGGGGACAGCAGGGCGGCAUCAACGCGGGGCUCAUCCUCUUACAGCCGGAGGUGGGCAUUUUUGAGCAGAUGAAGAGCGAGGUCACCUGCAAAUGUCAUCCGUGCCAUGUGGCGGGCAACGGACCAGAGCAGGACUACCUCAGCCGCUUUUUCGCUGCACGGAGGGAGUCCCCAUGGCAUCAAAUCAGUGUCGCCUGGAACUACCAGCUGCAUCAAUCUCUCUUCGCCAUCGAGAGGGUCCUGCAGUGGAAAGUCUUCAUGGACAACUCGAAGACAACUCGGGACUUUUCGCAGGCCGACAACGAGUGGCUACCCCAGCGGCUACGAAUGGGCGUAGAGGACAUCGGAGUGGUGCAUUUCAGUGGUGAGGUGAAGAUGUGGCACCGUUUCCUUACGGCGAUUCCGCCCAGCGACGACCGGCGUCGCGAAGUGCACCACGCCGUCGCGCAGAGCGCCGCAGAAACGAGCGACGAGGCCUUUGCGCAGUACCUGCUCACCCAUGGCCGAGGUCAUUCCUUGUGGGUCUCCAAAACAGCGGAGCCUGAGGAGUACCAGGAACACGGCUGCAGACGAGAAGGUCAACAGAUCUUUGUGGGCGAGCAGGACGUCACGGCAGCACUGGAGUGGAUGGUGCAACGUGUGGUGCAGGUGGCAGUGGUCAGCACACAGGUCUGGCGGCAAUGCUACGAGCGUUUGCAGCCCAACCUGGAAGAACUGCUGAAACCAAAGGUACCGGAAGGCUGCUUCGACCUCAAUACUCGAGUCGAGGUAAGCUGGACGAUGGGUCAAGGCGAGGAUCGAGGCAGCCGCAAAACUGUGAGAUGGCUACCAGCACAGGUCCUUGCUGUUCACGAGAACAAGGACUAUGUGGUGAGAUUUCAACGGGGGGGCGAUUGGGGCGACACUGAGCGCCACGUCCAUCCCUCGCGCGUAAGGCUCCCGGAAGUGAACCCAUCCGCGACCGUCGAUGGCACUGAUGGCACCGUGCACGCUGCAGGCAAUGCUGCUUGGCGACUGGGGGCACAUGAGUUCACUGCAGGGAUGUCAUCUUAA
Molecule: messenger RNA, 1935 nt
Organism: Cladocopium goreaui
Lineage: Eukaryota; Dinophyceae; Suessiales; Symbiodiniaceae
Source: the annotation of a GenBank genome assembly